GUGUCUUUUUUGAUCCCUGAAUGUGGCAUACUACCUGAGGUGCUGAAAAGUACUAUUGCAGAUGUUGGAGAGUACUACCUGGUGAGGAAUUUAUUGGUUCAUGAAUUGAUCGCUCACGAAUUCAUUGAUGCUUUUGUGAAGAAAGGUUCAUGCUACGCACUUAGCUAUAACACAAAAAUUGAUCAAGAUAAUACUGCAGCUCUGCUACCAAAUGGAAAGCUAAUUCUAUCAGUGGAUAAGGAUACUUUUGAGGAACUUGGGCUGCAAGGUCGCCCUUCGCAGUAUUCUGGCAAAAAAGCAAUGAGAUAUAUUAUAACUAUAGACUUGACUGAUUCUGGCUUUCACCCUGAGAGCAAGAAACAUAACAGAGUGCUUUGGGCCUUGAAAGAAAAGAAACCUUUAGAAUUUGACUUUCUGAUGGCCUGGCAUAAUACAGGUGCAGAAGGAUCAACACUGAUGUCAUACUUUUCAAAAAACCAAAUACAAGCCCUGAAGCCAAAAAUAACAUUCAGCACAUUAAGGGACUUGCAGUGUCCAGUGUUAGAAAGUAACGAGCUGCAAGGCAAGCCGGAGGAGUCCUGCAGCACAGAGGAGCUCUUUGAAUGGCUGGGUGCUGUCUUGAACCAAGUUAGCUUAGACAACAAGUCGUCUAGCUUCUUAUCAACCUAUUGCUGUCCUCAGCCCAAUGUGAUCGUGGAAAAAGCUUUUUUGUGCACAAUCACAGGCUUUAUAAUUCCUGAGAAGAUAAUUCAGUUGUUGGAGCAGCUGUGUUGCUAUUUUGGUGAACCAAAACUGGCAUACUGGCUGACGCUAACUGUGCAUGGCUUUGCAGACAGCCCCGUUUCCUGGAGAGAAAGUGAACAUGGUUUCCACAAGGGAGGAGAGAACUUGUACAACUUUGUCAUUUUUAGAAAUCUGGACUACUGGCUUCAGAUGGCUGUAGGAACUAAUGAUGACUGUCCUCCAUGAAGUUAUGUCUACAGAAGAAGUUUUCUAGUAAUCCCAUGUUACUGGAUAGAAACCUAAUAAGAUAUUUUUUUAUCAAAGUGAUUAGGUAACAAUUA
Molecule: messenger RNA, 1064 nt
Organism: Apaloderma vittatum (bar-tailed trogon)
Lineage: Eukaryota; Metazoa; Chordata; Aves; Trogoniformes; Trogonidae
Gene: RPP40
Product: ribonuclease P/MRP 40kDa subunit
Exons: 7
Biological process (GO): tRNA 3'-end processing; tRNA 5'-leader removal; endonucleolytic cleavage in ITS1 to separate SSU-rRNA from 5.8S rRNA and LSU-rRNA from tricistronic rRNA transcript (SSU-rRNA, 5.8S rRNA, LSU-rRNA)
Cellular component (GO): ribonuclease MRP complex; multimeric ribonuclease P complex
Molecular function (GO): ribonuclease MRP activity; ribonuclease P activity
Source: RefSeq, a predicted model, not a curated record